Messenger RNA from Miniopterus natalensis, 3091 nucleotides. It is a transcript of the gene SERAC1, whose product is annotated as serine active site containing 1. NCBI's taxonomy places the organism in Eukaryota, Metazoa, Chordata, Mammalia, Chiroptera, Miniopteridae. The record is from RefSeq and is a predicted model, not a curated record.
UCCUCGCUGACCCGGUGCUCGGUGAGCAGCUGCGGGCAGGCCGAGUCCACGUCCCGGCAGAAUGUCCCUGGCUGCUUAUUGUGUCAUCUGUUGUAGAAGAAUAGGAACCUCAGCUCCUCCUCCAAAAAGCAACACAUAUUGGAAAGACAUCAGAAACAUAAUAAAGGUUACAGGAUCACUUAUUUUAGGAGGUUCAUUAUUUCUUACAUAUGAAGUUCUGGCCCUGAAGAAGUCUUUGACAUUAGAUACUCAAGGGGUAGAAAGAGAAAAAAUGAAGUCAUACAUAUAUGUGCACACAGAUUCGUUAGAUAAAAGAGAAAGUUAUGGACUCACAUACCAGGCAAGAAAAGAGCUUCACAAAACAGUAAGAAAAGUAUUGGUAACCUCAGCCAAGAUCUUACGGGGUCCGUUUGCUGACACUUUUAGUACAGUUGACAUAGAAGACCAUGAGUGUGCCUCAUGGCUGCUCCUGAGGAAGAGUAAGUCAGACGACAGGACGGUCCGCCUGCAGGCUGUGCAGGACAUGUCGGAGGCCCACCACUGGCACGAUUACCAGUAUAGGACAAUUGCACAAGCCUGUGACCUGAGGACUCGUGUUGGUUUGGCACGAAGCCAACAGAGUGAUCUUCGUUUUUUUCUCCCUCCACCCCCUUUACCAGCUUUAAAAGAAGACUCGUCCAUUGAAGAAGAGCUCAGGUACCUGCUGGCUUCUUUACCUCUAACAGAGCUGGAUGAGUGUGUCCAGUACUUUACAUCUUUGGCUCUGAGUGAAAGCAGUCAGUGUCUAGCAGCUCAGAAGGGUGGCUUAUGGUGUUUUGGAGGAAAUGGACUUCCUUAUGCUGAGAGCUUUGGAGAAGUUCCUUCAGCCACAGUGGAAAUGUUCUGUUUAGAAGCUUUAGUAAAACAUUCUGAGAUAUCCACACAUUGUGAUAAAAUUGAAGCAAAUGGAGGCUUGCAACUACUUCAGAGGCUGUACCAACUUCACAAGGACUGCCCUAAGGUACAGAGAAAUAUAAUGCGAAUCAUUGGAAAUAUGGCUUUGAAUGAGCAUCUUCACUCAACUAUAGUUCGCUCAGGCUGGGUUUCCUUACUGGCAGAAGCACUGAAGUCUCCCCACAUCAUGGAGGCCUCACAUGCCGCCAGAACCCUGGCUAAUCUGGACCGAGAGACGGUGCAGGAAAAGUACCAGGAUGGUGUGUAUGUGCUUCACCCCCAGUGUCGCACAAGUCAGCCCCUUAAAGCAGAUGUCCUUUUUAUUCAUGGCCUUUUGGGAGCAGCAUUCAAAACGUGGCGCCAGCAGGACUAUGACCAGGCUCCAGCUGAAAAGGCUUCAGGGGAUGGAACCAGGUACACAACAUGCUGGCCCAAGACGUGGUUAGCAGGAGACUGUCCCGCUCUCCGGAUUAUAUCUGUGGAGUACGACACUAGCCUUAGCGACUGGAGAGCGAGGUGCCCCACAGAAAGAAAGUCCAUUGCAUUCAGGAGCAACGAACUUCUUCAGAAGCUCCGAGCUGCUGGUGUUGGGGACAGGCCAAUGAUUUGGGUGUCACACAGCAUGGGAGGUCUUCUUGUAAAAAAGAUGCUGUUGGAAGCCUCGCAGAAGCCAGAAAUGAGUACUGUGAUAAACAACACCAGAGGGAUAAUCUUCUACAGUGUGCCCCAUCACGGCUCCCAUCUGGCGGACUACUCUGUCAACGUGCGCUACCUGCUGUUCCCCUCUUUGGAAGUCAAAGAACUCAGCAAGGAUUCUCCUGCACUUAAGGUCCUACAGGAUGACUUUCUGAAGUUUGCCAAAGACAGAAACUUCCAGGUGCUGAAUUUUGUGGAAACACAACCAACCUCCAUUGGUAGCAUGAUCAAACUGCACGUGGUGCCCGUGGAAUCAGCAGAUUUAGGCAUUGGAGACCUAAUUCCUGUGGAUGUCGACCACUUGAACAUUUGUAAGCCAAAGGAAAAGGGUGCUUUUUUGUACCAACGUACCUUACAAUUCAUCCGUGAAGCUUUAGCCAGAGACCUUGAAAACUGACCACUAUCUUCCAUUUUUCAUGUGAACGCAGUGCAAGAAAUUUGAUGUUCUUUGUGUGAGCAGUCGUGCAGCAGUCGCUAUGGUGUCAGCGUGGUGUGGAGCAUGUUGCCGGCAACAGAAUACCCUGUAGGCACAGAGAGGUGGCAGUCGGAACGACGGGCUAGACGGGGCUCUUUUGAUUUCAAGGAAUUCCACGCGUGCCAGUGUAUGUUUUGCAGUGUUGUCCCUGGUGAGCAAGCUGCUAUGGGUAGAGAAUGCCUUUUGUCACCUGUGACUGUCUAUGGCUUAUGCUGGAGGAACACUGAUGGCUUCUGAAGGGAUAGCAAAUCGCCAGCUUACCAUAGCAGUGCCCUUGGGAGAGUGCCUAGAAUGGACAGGAGAGUGACCUAGAACAUAAAAGGUUCUGUUUUUGUUUUGGGUUUCCAUGUGCUGUAAAUUUUUACUGACAUGUAAGUAUAAACCUUUGUCUAACAUGAAUUUUGUUAGACCUGUUGUCAUCCAUGGGUCAGUUCCUUGUAAGUUUUUAUUUUCAUAUGGCCGAGAACAAAUAUUUCUCUUUUUAAAAAAAAUCUAGCUUGUAGUAAUUCUUUCCAGACGUUAGCUACCUAUACUUGGAAUUUUUCCCAGAUAAAGUAGCUAAUCCAUUAUUGACCAGUGUGAAUAAAACUAUUCUGAGCCAUUAUAUAGAUUAGCAAUACUUAGUAUCAGUAUUCUCAGAUUCUCUUUAGGCUAAAAAAAAUAUACCUUUCUCUCUGCUCAUCUGACCUCCAGCAUGUGAAAAAUGGGAAAUCAUUUUGACUUUUUCUAAAUAAUAGCAUUAUUGAGGUAUAAUUCCCAUUUCAUAAAAUUCACCCUUUUAAAUCGAGUUUGUUGAUUUUUAGUAUACUUAAGAGUUGUGCAAUCACCCCCACUCAUUUCAGAACAUUUUCUCAUCCCCCCAAAUUACCCCAUGACCAUGAGCAGUCACUCCUUACUUUUUCUACCCCAGCCCUGGCAAACACUAUCUACUUGGUCUCUAUGGAUUUGCCUGUUUUUAAUUUUUCAUAUAAAUGGAUUCAUACAGUA